AAUACUGCGAGAUUUAGCACUAAUGCUGCCGAUAUUUCUGGACGGCUUUAUGCUGAGAGAACAUUAACAGAUGGAUGAAACAGAAUCACCCACAACUAUAUACAAAGGAAUGAUAAUUUGCGUUUGUGCCUUUUUAAUUUCUUCAUUCUCAUUGGGAACAAUAUCAAAUUAUGCCAUAAUGCUGCCGACAUUCUUGGACGAAUUUAAUGCAGGAAGAACAUUAACAGCACUAGUUGGAUCAAGUCAGCAUGCAAUGGUCUUUAUGUUUUGCCCAUUAGCGGGAUCUCUAAUCGACUUGUUUGGAAUGCGUAAAGUUUCAUUUGCAGGAGGAUUACUUUAUUCAGUCGGAUUAAUCUCAGCUUCUUACGUUAAUUCAAUAUAUGGUUUAUUCCCGACAUUUUCUGUGAUGGUAUCUUUUGGAAGUGCUUUACUUUAUUCCUCGACUCAGAUAGCGCCUGUUAAGUGCAUUUCAUCAAAAUACCAAGGAAUUGCAUGCUCUUUUGUUACUGGCGGCUGGUACACAGGAACGCUAAGCCUUUCCUUGUUGAUCACAUUUUUAUUGGAGCAAUUUCACUGGAAGGUUAUGUUUCGUAUACUCUCAUCUCUUGGAGUCGUUAUUUGUUUGCUAAGUUUAACUUAUGGUUGGAUCAAACAGAAUGGAGAUAUCCCCAACAGAAAUCGAACACCGUUUUGCAACUGGUCCUUAUGUAAACGUCCACGAUACUUUGUCUUUGUGUUUGGUUCAGCAGUAUCAAUGUUGGGAUUUCCUGUUGCAAAUUUCUUUUUGGCAGAUCGUGCUAAAGCGUACGGCAUUCACGAAAACCAAUCAAAAUGGUUUUACGUCGUUUUUGGAAUUUUUGGCAUCACAUUCGGACUUAUAGCUGGAAAGAUUGGGGACAUGAUAAUAAGAUAUCGGGUUAUUUUGAAUUUAUCAUGUCUCCUUUUACAUGGUAUAAUUACACUUCUCAGUUACCUAUGUACAACUUACAUAACGUUAUUAAUACACUCGGCCAUCUCUGGGAUAUUUUAUGGUAUUUACAAUUCUACACUUUGUCUCUCUGUAUUGGAGUGUGUUGGAGCGGCAAAUAUAGCACAAGGCUUUGGGUUUCUACUUUUAUUUCAAGGAUUUUUUAUUCCUUGGACCACCCCUUGCAGGUUUUCUGAGAGACGCAACUGGCACAUUUAA
Messenger RNA from Dendronephthya gigantea, 1186 nucleotides. Its product is annotated as monocarboxylate transporter 10-like. Gene Ontology annotation, molecular function: transmembrane transporter activity. Gene Ontology annotation, biological process: transmembrane transport. The record is from RefSeq and is a predicted model, not a curated record. The transcript has 5 exons. Bases 71 to 1186 code for a protein of 371 amino acids. NCBI's taxonomy places the organism in Eukaryota, Metazoa, Cnidaria, Anthozoa, Malacalcyonacea, Nephtheidae.